AUGACGAAGCGUGAGGUUCCUCAGGAGCACUCUCAUCGCAACGUCAACCUCGCUGUCAACACACUGUUGCAGCAGAACAACCCCGCCAAGAUUCAGGAUCCUGUUUUUGCUCUACUUGGAGCAAAAGCAGCAGCAGAGGGAGCUGGAGACAUUGCUGAUGCUGACUGCCUUCAGCUAGCCGUAGCCGACCAGGCCUUUACCAACGCCAAAGAGGCUGGUGAUGUGGAGGGUAUGACUAUGGCGCUUAUAUACCGUGCUUUGGAGCGCAACACUGGCUCCGUCGGCCUGAAGUCUGUUCCCUGUGAAUCGAUUAAGGCAGUCAACCCUGAGAUUGCUGCACUCCAGCAGCACCAGGACCCUGCUGCUGAUGGCGCGCAAGCGCUCAACAAGCAAAUUGCUGAAGAACUUGCACGCCAAAUUGCUUCUAUUGGUGGCGACCCAUCGAUGGCAAAUGAGGCUUCUACAUUUGCCCCUGGCAAGAUUGGUGACCCUACCGGAGCUGGAAACACUUGCGAUGACGCGACUGAUGAUGCCGGAUGUAUCAACACCCUUGGGCUUCGUGUUGACGAUCUCAGUGAGGCCGAGAUCGCUGCUGCAGUCGCUGAUGUUAAGGGAGCUGCUAAUGGAGCCGCAAAGGGAGCUGCAAAGGGAGCUGCAGCCGACAACAAGAAUGCUAACAAGGACAAUGAAGCUGCGGCAGAGCAGGCUAUUACUUGCGGAAAUGAUGCUGCCGCCAGUGCAGGCCAUGCUGCCGCCGCCAAAGAUGGUGCUGCUGCUGCCGCCAAAGAUAAUGCUGCCGCCGCCAAAGACGGCGCUGCCGCUGCUACCAAAGAUGACGCUGUUAGCAGCAAGGCGAGCGCAGACUUUGGCAACUGCGACCCUACGAUUGUCUUUGGCCUCCCAUCUGAUGGUCGCAAGGAGGAUGCUUUCGAGCCUUCGGAUCUGACAACCUUUAACCAUGGCUCGGCCCAGAAGAUUGCAAUCAUCUCCAACUUCAUCUGCUCCCAGCUUGCCAACAAGUGCGGUGCAAGCGCCUCAGCUGUCAGUACCUGCGAUGCUGCAGCAUCUGCCGCUAAUGGGCUUGAGGGCCAGGCGGCUGCGACUGCCUUCAACACUGCUCUUGGAUUGUAA
Messenger RNA from Bipolaris zeicola 26-R-13, 1131 nucleotides. RefSeq lists its product as uncharacterized. NCBI's taxonomy places the organism in Eukaryota, Fungi, Ascomycota, Dothideomycetes, Pleosporales, Pleosporaceae. The coding region runs from base 1 to 1131 and encodes 376 amino acids. The record is from RefSeq and is a predicted model, not a curated record. The transcript has 2 exons.